This is a messenger RNA of Galeopterus variegatus (Sunda flying lemur), 1282 nucleotides long. RefSeq names its product osteoclast stimulating factor 1 (gene OSTF1). The record is from RefSeq and is a predicted model, not a curated record. Gene Ontology annotation, biological process: signal transduction. Gene Ontology annotation, molecular function: protein binding. The transcript has 10 exons. Bases 175 to 819 code for a protein of 214 amino acids. NCBI's taxonomy places the organism in Eukaryota, Metazoa, Chordata, Mammalia, Dermoptera, Cynocephalidae.
CCGCUGUGGCUGCGUCCGCUCUUGCCAUAGCCAAGGCUGGGCGCAGGUCCUGCGAGGCGCAACCGCUGCCAACCAGACAGAAGGAAAGUUGGGGACGCCAGGAGUGCCGGCCGGCAGGGCGAUCGGUCGGCUUUUCGUGCGGGGUCUUUACGAUUAGCCGCUCAAGGAGGCGAGAUGUCGAAGCCGCCACCCAAACCAGUCAAACCAGGGCAAGUUAAAGUCUUCAGAGCUCUGUAUACGUUUGAACCCAGAACUCCAGAUGAAUUGUACUUUGAGGAAGGUGAUAUUAUCUACAUUACCGACAUGAGUGAUACCAAUUGGUGGAAAGGCACCUCCAAAGGCAGGACUGGACUAAUUCCAAGCAACUAUGUGGCUGAGCAGGCAGAAUCAAUCGACAAUCCAUUGCAUGAAGCUGCAAAAAGAGGCAACUUGAGCUGGUUGAGAGAGUGUUUGGACAACCGAGUAGGUGUCAAUGGCUUAGACAAAGCUGGAAGCACUGCCUUAUACUGGGCUUGUCACGGGGGCCACAAAGACAUAGUGGAAAUGCUGUUUACUCAACCAAAUAUUGAACUGAACCAACAGAAUAAAUUGGGAGACACAGCUUUGCAUGCCGCUGCCUGGAAGGGUUAUGCAGAUAUUGUCCAGUUGCUUCUGGAAAAAGGUGCUAGAACAGACUUGAGGAACAUUGAGAAGAAGCUGGCCUUGGACAUGGCUACGAAUGCAGCCUGUGCAUCUCUCCUGAAAAAGAAGCAGGGAACAGAUGCAGUUCGAACAUUAAGCAAUGCCGAGGACUAUCUUGAUGAUGAAGACUCAGAUUAAUUCCCUUCUGGAGCUUUGAGAUCUAAAACUUCUGUUGCUUUUGCCAUUCCAAAACUUUAUCUUUGCCAGAAGAGUAUUGGUAACUGUAAAAAAAAGAGAAAGAAACGUAUAUAUGAACAUGGCAGUGUUGCACUGUGUUUAAGUGAAACGUGUAAAUGAAAAGUUCUCACCUCCGGUUUGCCAAUAAGUGACUGGAUACUUUGCUGUAUAAAAUACAUUUAUGUUCACCAGAGUAGAACAAGAAGAGAUUAUUUCUAUUUAUCAAGCUAAAGGAAUUUUAAGAAUUUUUUUCUUUAAAAUAAAAUCAGGAUGAUGUUUUUUAGUUCAAGUUCUUUACCUCAAAGAUUGAGAUAUUUUGAAUGGAUUUUUCAAGGGGGGAAAUGCUUAUUAUAAUAAUAAACCAAAAUACUUAAAAGAAAAUUGUCAGCUAUCCUGACAGAAAUAAACAUUUUAAGAGAUUUUA